UUAACUAACCGUACUGUCAAAACUAGGAUGGUUGAUGUUUUUGGUAACGUUAAACUCACGUGUUUUUAUUUUUAGAGAAUAUAAUAAAAUAAUUGAAAAUGAAAGUAUUAUCAGAAGAUCGUACAAGAAUAUUAUUCGAGAAGCUAACCAAAUACAUUGGAGUAAAUGUUAAGUUACUAAUAGACAGACCUGAUGGCACAUAUUGCUUCAGAGAGAAGAAAGACAGAGUGUAUUACAUAUCAGAGAAACUACUGCAUCUAGCACAGACAGUGAAGCCGGACAACUUAGUAUCUGCGGGGACAUGCUUCGGAAAGUUCACAAAGACAAAUAAAUUUAGGUUGCACAUUACAGCUUUGACUUACAUAUCACCCUAUGCGCCGUUCAAAGUGUGGGUGAAGCCGUCUGCGGAGCAGCAGUUCUUGUAUGGACACCACAUCAUCAAAAGUGGCUUAGGCAGGAUAACAGAGAAUACACCGAAACAUCAAGGUGUGGUGGUAUUAACGAUGUCGGAUAUCCCGAUUGGCUUUGGCGUAGCUUCAAGAACGACGGCAGAGUGUCGACACGCUGAUCCUUUGGCGACGAUUGUCUUCCACCAGGCUGACGUAGGAGAAUAUAUACGCUCUGAGGAUACGCUUACGUAGUAAAUAAUGAAAAGGAAUCGGGUUCUUGUUUUAUUUACAACAAAAA
This is a messenger RNA of Bombyx mandarina (wild silkworm), 687 nucleotides long. RefSeq names its product 60S ribosome subunit biogenesis protein NIP7 homolog. Gene Ontology annotation, cellular component: nucleus. The record is from RefSeq and is a predicted model, not a curated record. NCBI's taxonomy places the organism in Eukaryota, Metazoa, Arthropoda, Insecta, Lepidoptera, Bombycidae. Gene Ontology annotation, molecular function: RNA binding. Gene Ontology annotation, biological process: ribosome assembly.